AUGACCCGAUCAAAAGAAGGCUUUCUCUGGACUCCCCAAACAACCACAGACGGCCUAGAAACCGAAGCCGUCAUACAAAGCUCCAAAAUCAUAAAAUCUACUUACGAUGUCAUCGUCAUCGGAAGUGGAUUCGCAGGACUCAUCGCCGCACGCAAUCUAACACAAGACUCUAGCCUUCGCGUCCUUCUCGUCGAAGCACGAGAUCGUAUCGGUGGUCGAACGUGGACAGUGAAGGCAUUCGGUGAAGAAUUCGAGAUGGGUGGGACUUGGGUACAUUGGAACCAGCCUCACUUGUAUAAUGAACUUCAUCGUUAUGGGCUCCACCGUUAUCUGAAGACCUCGGCGGGAACUAUGAAGCCUGAGAAGUAUUACUUCAAGCCUGCCCAUUCCCCGGUCCGGGGGAUUUCACCAGAGGAGAGUGUAGCUGCUCUUGAACGAGUUGCUGAGAGUCGUGCUCUGAUGCCUUUUCCUCAUGAGCCUUUCCGGGAGCCGGCUAUUUGGAUGAAAUAUGACCAUCUAACCGUUAAGCAGCGGCUUGACCAUUUGGGCGGGUUAUCGCAGUUUGAGAAGGACAUAUUCGAGUCCAAUGUGGCGACUUUUGGUAGCGCGCCUGGGAGUGAUAUCGGUUUCACCGAGGUGCUUCGCUGGUUUGCACUUGGGGGACAUAGCAUGGCCGGCGUCUUUGAACGAGCUGGCAUCUAUAAGCUCGGUAAUGGAGGGAUGACAGCAUUUGCACGGGCUAUUUUGCGAGACUUCCAAGGCGACGUGUUAUUCAACACUGUCGUGCAGAAAGUCGACCAAGGUCGGAAUGGCGUCUCACUGCAAAUGCAGGAUGGCAGACGAAUCGAUGCCAAAGCAGUUGUAUCGACCAUUCCUCUAAACUGUCUCGGCGAUAUCACAUUCAACCCACCACUAAGUGCUCUCAAAACCGAUGCCAUUGCAUCCGGUCAUAUCAACAAGGGAGCCAAGAUACAUUUUAGCCUCGCUGCCACCGAACCUGGCUGGUUUGCGACUUGUAGCGCCUCUGGUACAUCGCUAUACGUCUUCGCCCUUUCCGAUCACAAUGGACACGAGCCAUCCGGUCCACGGGGAACAUGGUGCAUUGGGUUUGGGUAUAACGGGCAUCUAGUCGACAAGAGGAAUAGCAAGGGGAUCAUUGAGGCGUUUCGAGAGAAUCUUCGUCCUGAUGCUGAGGUCCAGGCGUAUCUCACGCACAAUUGGAUGAAUGACCCCUACGCUAAGGGGAACUGGAGCUGUUGGGGACCGAACAGAUUCAGCCGCUCCGUUCAGGAGUUGCAAAAGGCCGAUGGCAGGGUUUUCUUCGCAAGUGCAGAUUGGGCGGAUGGAUGGAGAGGGUUUGUCGAUGGAGCUAUUGAGAGUGGGCAAAAGUCUGCAAAUGAUGUGAAGGAAUUCCUGAACAGCCAGCACCGAGUGAAACUGUGA
This is a messenger RNA of Penicillium subrubescens, 1443 nucleotides long. RefSeq names its product flavin monoamine oxidase family protein. The record is from RefSeq and is a predicted model, not a curated record. Lineage: Eukaryota; Fungi; Ascomycota; Eurotiomycetes; Eurotiales; Aspergillaceae. The transcript is spliced from 3 exons. The coding region runs from base 1 to 1443 and encodes 480 amino acids. Gene Ontology annotation, molecular function: oxidoreductase activity.